AUGUUCCGGGGCCAUCGCGCCUGGUUCUCGCAGAGCGUCAGCCCCAGCCCCCGGGAGGUGUGGGCGGCCAGCGGUGGGACAGUCACGCACUGGCAGGAUGCUGACUACCUCUUCAGCAGCGAUGCUGCCCACCCGGACACCCGCAGAAUACAUGAGAGCCUUGAUUACUUGGAGGGCAGAGCCACGGUCUUCCACUCCCGUUAUCUCUCCGCAGGAGCAAAGCUCUCUCUAGUUCUGGGCCACUUUGUCCUGCCACCUGCCUGCCUGCAAGAAGAAAUCAGACAGCAAAUCGGUAACUUCAUCUGGGAGCAGGCAGAUGGUUCGCUUGCAGAAGAGCCUGACGAAAACACGAUGGACAAACCGGAGGUGGCAAAAACAGGCUGCGAGGAAGCCGUGGAGGAAGAGGAGGACGAUGCCCUAGACUUGGCUGAAAGCAAAGAAGAAACAGGCUCCAGCGCAUCUGCCGAGAAGGAAUUCCUGUACUGUGCCCUCCAGGAAUACCCAAUAAACAACAUGGUUACAGGCUACCCUUCUGCUCGAGACAUGAAGAAAUACGAAGGUGAGCUUCAUGAUUUCACCCCCGGCGCCUCAGACUACGCGGUAUAUUGGAUUCACGAUAAAAUCAACAUUUAUUCGGAUGCCAAGAGCAGGGCAAAGAAAAAACUGUGA
This is a messenger RNA of Apaloderma vittatum (bar-tailed trogon), 669 nucleotides long. RefSeq names its product chromosome unknown open reading frame, human C15orf43 (gene TERB2). The record is from RefSeq and is a predicted model, not a curated record. Bases 1 to 669 code for a protein of 222 amino acids. The transcript is spliced from 7 exons. Gene Ontology annotation, biological process: meiotic attachment of telomere to nuclear envelope; homologous chromosome pairing at meiosis. Lineage: Eukaryota; Metazoa; Chordata; Aves; Trogoniformes; Trogonidae. Gene Ontology annotation, cellular component: nuclear inner membrane.